UAUUCACAAUUGGAUUUUGAUCUUGUGUUUCUAGAGAACGAACGCCAUGUAAAAGCAAACGCUCGAGAAUACAACGACAAGUUCCGCUAUGCUGACAAUCGCAUCAAAACAUCUAAGUACAACAUCUUUACCUUCCUGCCUGUCAACUUGUUUGAGCAGUUCCAGAGGGUGGCAAACGCUUACUUUGUAGUUCUAUUGAUACUGCAGUUAAUUCCAGAAAUCUCCUCCCUGUCUUGGUUCACAACCAUCGUGCCUUUGGUUUUGGUGCUGGCAAUUACAGCCAUCAAAGAUGCUACUGAUGAUUUUUUUAGACACAAGAGCGACCAGCAAGUCAAUAACCGACAGUCUCAGGUUCUCAUCAGGGGAAGUUUACAGAGUGAGAAAUGGAUGAAUGUUCGAGUCGGUGACAUCGUCAAGCUGGAGAAUAAUCAGUUUGUUGCUGCAGACAUCCUUCUGUUGUGUAGCAGUGAGCCUUAUGGUCUGUGUUACAUUGAAACCGCAGAGCUGGAUGGCGAGACAAAUCUUAAAGUCCGCCAGGCUUUGAGUGUCACCUCAGAUCUGGGAGAUGUUUCAAAACUGAUGGACUUUGAUGGAGAAGUCAUCUGUGAGCCACCAAACAACAAGCUGGAUAAGUUUACUGGGACUUUAUUAUGGAAAGACAGUAAAUACUCUCUGGAUAAUGAAAAAAUGCUCCUGCGAGGCUGUGUUCUCAGAAACACCGAAUGGUGCUUUGGAAUGGUCAUCUUUGCUGGGCUGCAAACCAAACUGAUGCAGAACUGUGGAAAAACUAAAUUUAAGAGGACCAGCAUUGACAAGCUAAUGAACACUCUGGUUUUAUGGAUGAGAGAGACUGUGGCAAGCCAUUUUAACUUUUAUUAGGCAGAUUGGUUAUGUAUUUCAGAUAUCCAUAAUUAUAUUGUUCCUGGCAGAAAUUAACAUUCCAGAUAUCCACAAUAGCAUUCCUACUAUCCUGAAUGAAAAUUUUCAGGUAUCUGAAAUGUCACAUUUCCUGUUCAUGAGUAUUGGGUUCAUAGCACCUCCUAUCCGUAAAUACAUUCCUCCCGUCAAGAAUGAACAUUGUGGAUAGGAGGCGCUAAAAACCCAAUACCCAUGAAUGGUAAAUGUGGCAUUUCAGAUAUCUGAAAUGUUCAUUCUGAAUAGAAUGUUCUCAUGGAUAUCUGGAAUGUUAUUUUCUACCAGGAACAAUAGAGUUACAGAUAUCUGGAUUACAUAUCCAGUCUGCUUAAUUAAUGGUAAAACAGCCACCUUAAUUUUAUAAGAAUUUGAAGAUAUCUCAAUCUUAAU
Messenger RNA from Nothobranchius furzeri (turquoise killifish), 1305 nucleotides. RefSeq names its product phospholipid-transporting ATPase ID. The record is from RefSeq and is a predicted model, not a curated record. Lineage: Eukaryota; Metazoa; Chordata; Actinopteri; Cyprinodontiformes; Nothobranchiidae. Gene Ontology annotation, molecular function: ATPase-coupled intramembrane lipid carrier activity. Gene Ontology annotation, cellular component: plasma membrane; trans-Golgi network. Gene Ontology annotation, biological process: Golgi organization; phospholipid translocation.